UGCGCACCGUGCGCAAAAGGUUCGUGGAGACCACUGCAGGGCCAUGAAGACGGUGGCGGAUUCUGGGGCCACUGGCAGCAACCGGUGGCCGAAGCUGGGACUGUGCGUCCUCUGCGGCUUGCCGGCGGCCGGGAAGUCGACCUUCGCGCGUGCGCUGGCCCUCCGUCUGCGGCGGGAGCAGGGCUGGGCCACGGGAGUCCUCUCCUACGACGAUGUGCUGCCCCCCGCGUUUCCCGACAGCGCUGGCACACAGCCUCGGUCAUCCCAAUGGAAAAUGUUUCGGCAAGAACUGCUAAAGCACCUGGAAUGCUUCCUCAUGGCACUCAUUAGUGGGGCCCAGAUGUCUGCCCCGCCCAACAAGACGGAAGCCGUGUGGGAAGAUUUUAUAACCUGCUUUAAAAAACAGGACCUGAUCUUUGCUACAGCACCUGAGGCCCAGCCUUGCCACUUCUUGGCUAAACCUGCUGUUUCUAGACCUUUGUUUUUGGUGUUAGAUGACAACUUUUAUUACCAAAGUAUGAGAUAUGAAGUCUACCAACUGGCUCGGAAAUAUUCACUGGGCUUCUGCCAGCUCUUUCUAGAUUGUCCCCUGGAAACGUGUUUGCAGAGAAAUAGUGAGAGACUGCAGCCGCUGCCUAAUGAGACCAUCCUCCUCAUGGAGAGAAAGAUGGAAAAGCCCAACCCUGAGAAAAAUGCCUGGGAGCACAACAGCCUAGUAAUUCAGAGUUCAGCAUGUUCUUUGGAGGCCAGCCCGGAGGUGACCGAUUUGAUGCUUACUGCUUUGGAAAACCCCAUAAAAUGUGUUGAGGACAAUACGGAACAAAAGGAGACAGACAGAAUUACAUGUUCCACUAACAUCCUCCAUAAAGCCGAUGAGACACUCCGAAGAACCGUCUCUCAGACAAUGAAAGAAGCCAAAGAUAGGCAGAUGCCUCUUAAUGACUUGAAGCGUCUAGCAGAAGAACUUAACAAGCUCAAAGCAGACUUUUUGGAAGAUCUAAGACAAGGAAACAGAAAACACCUGUGCGUUCAGCCAACCACUGAUUUACCAGAUGUUAUUUCUUCUUUUUGUGAGAAGAGAGAUGCUAUUGUACAGAUGUACAUUUCACAGCAACAUUAAAUUCUCUGUUUCUAGUCAAAUGUCUGAUUUGGGUAACAAUACACCAUUUUGUAUGAUUGGGUGUUUUCUGG
Acomys russatus (golden spiny mouse) is the source of this 1191-nucleotide messenger RNA. It is a transcript of the gene Pstk, whose product is annotated as phosphoseryl-tRNA kinase. The record is from RefSeq and is a predicted model, not a curated record. The transcript is spliced from 6 exons. Gene Ontology annotation, molecular function: kinase activity; tRNA binding. Bases 44 to 1120 code for a protein of 358 amino acids. Lineage: Eukaryota; Metazoa; Chordata; Mammalia; Rodentia; Muridae.